CUCUUAUAUAGGUUGUAAUUGGAUGUCCAUGGCCAGCCUUGACUUAAAGUUAGAGGAGAAGUCCACGAAAAAUGGCAACAAGAAAUGGCCCUGGUAUGGAGCACCCAUAUUUUGUGCUAUAUGGUUCACGCUCUUCUAUGUGACCGUCAUACCAAGCUUUUUCUCCUAUCCCAAAAUGAUAUAUGUGCGCGAUGAGGCCAAUCAUCCGUAUGAAUUUAUUGGUGAGCGGGCACAGAUUCAGCUAGCCGAGUAUUCGGCGAUUGGCAACAAGAUGACAGGAUCCAUAAAUAAUGAGCAGCAUACCGUUAAUUUUGUGCUUCGGGAAGUGCAAAAAAUUGUGAAUCAGUCACGCAGCGAUCUCUAUGACAUCGUUUCGGAGGUGCAGUACUCAUCGGGCGCCUUUUAUCUGUGGGAAGCAGCCACCAGCUAUGACAAUAUAUCCAAUGUUGUGGUCAAGAUUGCACGCAAGGAUAGUCCCAAUGACAACUAUUUGUUGGUUAACUCUCACUACGAUUCCGAGGUGGGAACUCCCGCGGCUGCAGAUGAUGGCGUCAUGGUCGUCAUCAUGCUGGAGACUCUGCGCGUUAUCGCAAAGUCUGAGCGACCACUUGCUCAUCCCGUCGUCUUUCUUUUCAAUGGCGCCGAGGAGGCAAACAUGCUGGGCUCCCAUGGUUUCAUCACCAAGCACAGAUGGGCAUCCAAUUGCAAGGCGCUCAUCAAUCUGGAUUCGACGGGUUCCGGUGGUCGCGAGGUUCUAUUCCAAACAGGUCCCAAUCAUCCUUGGCUAAUGAAUUAUUAUCAGAAGUAUGCGCCACAUCCAUUUUCCAUAACCGUCGCCGAGGAGCUGUUCCAGAAUAACUUUAUACCUUCCGACACGGACUUUCGCAUUUUUCGCGACUAUGGCAAUGUUCCCGGCUUGGAUAUGGCACAUGCUCUCAAUGGCUAUGUCUACCAUACCAAAUACGACAAUUUUAAGAAUCUGGCGCGUGGCACCUAUCAGACCACGGGUGAUAACGUAUUGGCCUUAACCUGGGCGCUGGCCAAUGCUCCGGAACUGGAUGAUACCUCCGCUCACGAGGAGGGACACGCUAUCUUCUUUGAUUUCCUCGGCUGGUUCAUUAUAGUCUACACCGAAUCCGCCAGUAUUGCCAUCAAUAUCGUUGUAUCCAUAGCUGCCCUGAUUUGUAUUGCGCUUUCCCUGUAUCUCAUGAUAAAGGACAAGGAUGCGGAUAUGACACCCAAGUCUGUGGCCCUGCGCUUUGGCAUCAUAUUCCUGGUGCAGCUGGGCGGAGUGGUCAUUGCCUGGACAAUUACCAUAGUUGUGGCGCUCUUUAUGCUAGCCGUUAACCUGGGCGAAUCGUGGUACUACAGCAUUUGGAUGACAUUUGGCCUUUACUUUUGCUCCAUGUUCUUUGGACUGGGUCUGUUGCCCGCCAUCUACAUACAAUGGAGCAAGCACAAGACGAACAUGACUCUAAAUCAAACGAUUGCUUGCUUCAUGCAUGCCCACUGCAUCCUAAUUGUUUUCAUUUGCCUUCUCAUGACCGGUCUGGGCAUCCGUUCUGCUUUCUUUCCAAUGAUCGGCUUGUUCUUCUACACCAUCUCAAUGAUUAUACAGAUGAUCCUAAAAGUGACCAUUAAGAAGAGCUAUUUUCUGAGCGUGCAUUUGUUGUGCCAGGUUCUGCCUUACUUCUUCUACACCUAUUUGAUUUAUGUGUUUCUGCUGGUAUUUGUGCCCAUGCAGGGACGCGAUGGACCUGACAGCAAACCUGAUAUGCUACUGGCUGUCUUUAUUGCCCUGAUGACGAUGCAUUUUGCUGGAUUCAUUAUACCAAUUUUAAAUAAGUUCCGCAAAUCAAAGAUCUUCAUCUCAAUGUUUGGAGUACUUAUCAUCAUAUUCAUCAUAUUAGCCGCAACGCCUGUGGGUUUCCCCUUCAAAAAGGAUGUUGCUGCACAGCGCUAUUAUGUUUUGCACGCCCAACGCAUAAUUCACAAUGCAGACAAUAGUGUUACACAAGAUACUGGCUUUUACAUACAACCCGUUGAUACCCGCUAUUCCGAACUCUACGAUACAACGCUCAAGAAUGUAGAGCCCGAGAGUUGGCUUCAAGAUAAUUGUGCUUCAGAGCCUUAUUGCGGUCUGCCGCUUUACAGCGGACGUUGGCUGAACUGGAAAGAUAGUGCUCGUUGGAUUUAUAGUGUGGCGCCAGUUUUGCCAGUGGCCACGGAACUCACAGAGGUCUCGAGGCACUCUAUAAGCAUGAACAAAAAGCGAUAUGAGUUCAGAUUAAAGGCUGGCGAUCGCAUUGUGAUGUACUUUGAUCCCAUGGAGAAGGUGACGAUCACGAACUGGUCGUUUGAUGAAACAAUCUUAGUGGAUGGUCAUACUGCUCCAUAUUUUGUAUAUCAUGUUGCUUCCAUGGUUAAGGAGCCCUUUAACUUCUGGCUGGAGUUUGAGCACGAUGCGGCCAAUACGGAUGGACCGUACUUUAAGCUAGCCGUGAGCGUUCAUUUCCUUUAUCACUCGGAAUAUUAUACGCCCGAAUUCGGUGAGUUUCUUAGCACGUUUCCGGAUUGGACUUAUACGACCGAUUGGUUUGCCUCGUACGAAAGUUGGAUCUUUUAAAGGCGAUUAGUAAAUACUGUAGUUAAGCUGAAUUCUAUAACUUAAUAAAUUAAUUAAGAUGUAUUUUAA
Drosophila grimshawi is the source of this 2695-nucleotide messenger RNA. RefSeq names its product endoplasmic reticulum metallopeptidase 1. Gene Ontology annotation, biological process: proteolysis. The record is from RefSeq and is a predicted model, not a curated record. The transcript has 7 exons. The coding region runs from base 23 to 2626 and encodes 867 amino acids. Lineage: Eukaryota; Metazoa; Arthropoda; Insecta; Diptera; Drosophilidae. Gene Ontology annotation, molecular function: metalloexopeptidase activity.